GCAGCGAAAGUGGCUGUCAGUGAAUCAGUAGUGGAGUUGGAGUUUUGUUUUCAUUUUCACUCUGCGUCGCGAAUGUCGAUCCUAAUCAGAAGUGUUCGGUCACAGUUCAAUGAAAAAUUCGCAUUCGCAUUCGAGCUCGUCCCAAUCAGGAAGUAGGUAGCUCUUUCUCCAUCUGCCCGUCGUCGUAAUCUUAAGGCAGUGCUUAGUCUAUUGAAGAGGAUCGGUAGCGAGUGAGUUUAGUUCGUGUGGUGAUCUCGGUGAUUUGCUGUACGUUUCAAAUUUAAAGAGCCCGAAAAUCAGUGAUAUCAAUCGGUCGCAAAUUAUAAUAAUAAAUUAUUGGUGUUGGUGUGAUAUUCAGCUGAUAAAAGAACGGUAAAGAUAUCGGGCGUUAGCGAACAACACAAGAUAAUGGCCUGAUUGGAGGCAACCCUUGAGCCAUUCUGAACCAUUCGCGUCGAAGCCCCGGAUCAGAGCAGAAACCACUUCCAUUAGAAGACCAAUCGAUUCCAUCUCUCAGCUGUUGCAACCUGCAGAUUGAAAGUUGACCGACGAAAGGACGGACGGGUGGUCAACAUCAAUUCACGUAAUAUCUUGCAACUGGUGCAGCGACCAUCGUAUUAGAUCACGUGCCACACAAUGCAAGUCCUGAGCAAACUUACUUCCGUUCCGAUCACCUGCAAAGAGUACGUCCACCCAUGGACCGAUUCGUGCAGCAUAGCUUCGGCCGAGUUCCUAAUAGUGGCCGUACAGGACAGUCUCCGGAUCUACACAGCCGUUUAUUUGCUCUCACUGGCCAUGCGCGGCCGCAUUCCAUCGUUUGAGGAACUGAAACGCACACUUCGAGGUCUGCUCCAAUCCACAGCCUUCCUGACGAUGUCCGCCUUCAGCUAUUCGGUGUUCCUCUGCGUUCUGCGGCGGCUGGCGGGCUCGUACAAUUUCUACACCUCGUCUUACAUACCGGCCUAUAUUGCCGCGUUCGUGUCCAUCCUGGUCGAGCGACCUUCGCGCCGAGGAUUGCUGUGCCUGUACGUGUCCAACGUUGCCACCGAAACCGGUUGGAACAUCCUGAAGUCUCGAGGCCUGGUACGAUCGCUGCCAUACGGAGAAAUUCUCAUCUUUGGAGUGUCCACGGCUACGUUACUUUACUACUAUCGACUAAACCGGCAGAAAGACUACAAGGACUCAAUGUUCGAUGUGUUCCGGUUUGCUCUGGGGGACAGCGAAGUGAUGAAACCAAUCGAUCAAGUCCCUCCAGAGUCCAGGCGAGAAAGCCGAACCAGAGAUCAGGGAUCGUCGCCUCGGCGGAUCUCGUCCUACGGCGUGAUCCAGGCUGCCGUAAAAGCCUACCUCAAUGUGAUAACGAAGAUUAAGACUAUGGCCAAACACGAGUUGUGCCGACAUAAGCACAGCUGCCUCUACAAUACGCUCUCUGGUGGCACCCGGAUGUUCUCCAUCGGGUUGGGCAUUCAGGUGAUCAUGAAAGUACUCUUCCAAGCUCGGCGCAUGAUUCGACGGCCGGAGCUUUUCAAGCGAACAUUCCUGAGCAAAGAAAUUAUGAAACUGGGCCUGUUCCUGGGGGGAUUCACGUCUCUGUACAAGUUGUCUUCCUGUCUUCUGAGGCACAUGACCAAUACUGAUAAGGCAGCGUUUGCUAUUCCGAGUGGGUUGAUUGCUAGUGUUGCGUUCGGAUAUUACGCAGACACCACCAUCGCGCUGUACAUCAUGUGGAAAACUCUCCAGAUGUCCUACAACUGGGGAAUCGACAAAGGCUACGUACCAAAGAUUCCAGGCUUCACCGUACUGUUGUACUGUGCGAGCACGGCACUACUCUUCCACGCGGCAACGCUAGAACCUAUGAAUCUACGGCCGAGCUACUGGAAGUUCCUGCAUUCUAUUUCUGGUGGACGAAUUUCAGUGAUGGAUCGCAGUGGAUUCGACGUGUACGGUCUGAACACCAGUGGCCAGAUUCGGGAGAUGUCCAAACUGUGCAAUACGGCGCAAGUGCUGAAGUUCAGGAUUGAGGGUUAGGAAGUGCUUACCCUAAAUACUUACGGGUUUAAAUACGCGAAGCCAUUAUUGGGACGGGAGAUGCCUUAGAGAGAGUAGAAGAUUGCCAGCUGAUUUUCCGCUUUUGCACAAUCGGGGGUUUUGGGGGUUAACGUACAGUAGUAAUCUACGAAACGAUAGAUUAUUUUUUGAAAUCGAGUUAGUAGGGAGGAAACUAUAAACGAAAUGGAAGAUUUAAGGAAGGUCAAUGUUGCGUCUUACAACACAGGAUGAUUCCGUAAAGUAUGCCGUAAAUAAUUGCGAUCUACGUGUAAAUAAGAUCACUUCUAUUUGAUAUAUUGGAUGUUAUUUUGUUUUAAAUAAAUACCAAUAAUGCCAGCGAUA
This is a messenger RNA of Aedes aegypti (yellow fever mosquito), 2391 nucleotides long. Its product is annotated as transmembrane protein 135. Lineage: Eukaryota; Metazoa; Arthropoda; Insecta; Diptera; Culicidae. The transcript has 6 exons. The record is from RefSeq and is a predicted model, not a curated record. The coding region runs from base 637 to 2028 and encodes 463 amino acids.